GCGAGGCAGGACAGUCAAAAUCGCUGAUCGAGAAGCACUUAUCGUUAACGAGGAAAGAUUUCGGAAGCACAAGUGCAGCAAGCAAGUGCAUAGAGAAGUCGAAGAUGAAACUAUUAGGAGCGUCCGUGUUCGUAAAGGUCGUCGCGACGGCGAUGACGCUGACGCCAUUCUUGACAGCGCUGUCAGCUGCUGCCGCCAUAGAUGCAGAUGGCAGUCAGCAGGAAGAGAAAAUCCUAAGAGCCAUCGAUGCUCUGGAGGCCGAGGAGAGCAUCGGUAUUUACGGGGACAUGAUAACUCUCGAGAAGGUUCCCGUGGUGGAAGCGAGGGAAGAUGCUGGGCUGGAGCGUGAUCCUCUUUUGAAGAGAGUCGACCAGUUCCUUGGAAGCCGAAAGAUCCACAUAGCUCUACCGCGAGAGGGGCCAUCGGCGCAAUACGUGGGUCGCGCUCUUGGCGCAACGAGCGGCAGCCUCGACAUUGACCUCAGAGGAAUGACAGGCGGCGGCGCCUCCGAAGCCCGUACUAAGCUCAAGAAAAUCAUUCUGCCAAUUCUACUGGCCUUGAAGCUGAAGGCUUUGGUUGUUCUGCCCAUCGUAAUCACCCUGAUCGGACUGAUCGGAAUCAAGGGGCUGGGAGCAGGAUUGGCUGCGCUGCUGUUAUCGGGUGCUGUGGCCCUGAAGGCUCUCCUGACGCCGCCACCCCCGCCGCAACUCACUGCCACGCGACUGAGCUACGGAAUUUACAAGCCUCACGACAUUCAUCACGAGACCUGGCACAGGUCCCAGCAGCAGCAGCAGGAGAUCAACGAGCAGCCCUACGCCGGCUGGGCGCCCGACUACGGUGUCGACAGGUUCCCUUACCAGGAUCUGCCUUAGCAGCGUACAGUGGCUGUGACCUCCCAUAUCCUUAAAUUAUCAUCCAUUUAUUAUUAUUUAUUACAUUCUGUCUUCAAUAAAGAGAGCUUUUCUAUUCCUCAAAGAGCAGCGAA
This is a messenger RNA of Cephus cinctus (wheat stem sawfly), 985 nucleotides long. RefSeq lists its product as uncharacterized. NCBI's taxonomy places the organism in Eukaryota, Metazoa, Arthropoda, Insecta, Hymenoptera, Cephidae. The coding region runs from base 105 to 872 and encodes 255 amino acids. The record is from RefSeq and is a predicted model, not a curated record. The transcript is spliced from 2 exons.